Molecule: messenger RNA, 1260 nt
Organism: Microthlaspi erraticum
Lineage: Eukaryota; Viridiplantae; Streptophyta; Magnoliopsida; Brassicales; Brassicaceae
Source: the annotation of a GenBank genome assembly
AUGAAGUCAUUGUCGGUCAUAAAUUUAAAUUGGAACGAUCUUACGGGUCCUCUACCUAAAAUCUUUCAUGAUAGAGAAAAGAAUGGGCUAAAGCUUACGGUCCAAGGAAAUCCAAAGCUUUGUGAUGAUGCCUUAUGCAAAAAUAACAAUCAAAAGUACGUUUUACCAGUUGUUGCAUCAGCUGCGUCCGUAGUCAUCAUUGUAGCUGUGUUGAUUGUCAUUCUUGUUUUCAAAAAGAAAAAGCCAACUGAAGUUCAGCGCGAGUUACCAACUAGGGAGUCCAUAGUUACGCAGACAAAAAGGUUCACAUAUUCAGAGGUGGCAACACUGACAGACAACUUUGAAAGAGUUCUUGGAGAAGGAGGUUUCGGAGUAGUGUAUCAUGGUUCUUUUAAUGGUGCACAACCAAUAGCUGUUAAACUACUCUCUCAAUCAUCAGUACAAGGCUAUAAGGAAUUUAAGGCAGAGGUUGAACUCCUUCUGAGAGUUCACCACGUAAAUUUGGUAAGUUUGGUUGGAUAUUGUGAUGAAGAAGGCCACUUGGCCCUCCUUUAUGAGUAUGCACCCAAUGGGGAUUUAAAACAGCAUCUCUCAGGAGAACGUGGUGGCUCCCCCUUGAAGUGGUCAAGUAGAGUUAAUAUUGCCAUCGAGACUGCACAAGGAUUGGAAUACUUGCAUACGGGUUGCAAGCCUCCAAUGGUACAUCGUGAUGUAAAAACAACAAAUAUACUAUUGGAUGAGCAUUUCCAAGCCAAACUAGCAGAUUUUGGGCUUUCAAGAUCUUUUCCAUCUGGAGGUGAAACUCAUGUGUCAACAGCUGUUGCUGGCACUCCUGGAUAUCUUGAUCCCGAAUAUUAUCGAACAAAUCGGCUGAACGAGAAGAGUGAUGUCUACAGCUUUGGAAUUGUAUUAUUGGAAAUGGUCACAAAUCGACCUGUAAUUCAGCAAAACCGGGAAAGGCAACACAUAGCAGCAUGGGUGGGACACAUGCUUACCAAGGGAGAUAUUGAAAACAUUGUUGAUCCGAGACUCGGUAAGGAUUAUGAGCCUACUUCCGUCUGGAAGGCUCUUGAGAUAGCAAUGUCGUGUGUGAAUCCUUCUUCAGAGAAAAGACCAAACAUGUCUCAAGUUAUUAACGAACUGAAGGACUGUUUGACAUUAUGCAACUCAACUCAAGUAGGGAUAGGAGACAUGGGCUCGAAGAGUUCCGCUGAAUUCAGCACUCGCUUUUCCGCUGAAGUUUCCCCUAACGCACGGUAA